AUGGGUGUUAUAGACAACGAGGUCCAGCGGCUGCACGAUGUCGUCUCCGCCCUCGAGAGACGUGUCGAGAAGCUCGAGGAGCGCCAGACCGGCGAGGCCAAGCCCACCGACGGCGUGCGCAUGAUCCUCAUGGGCCCUCCCGGCGCCGGAAAGGGAACCCAAGCCCCCAAGAUCAAGGAGCGAUUCUCGUGCUGUCACUUGGCCACCGGUGAUAUGCUCCGAUCCCAGAUCGCCAAGAAGACCUCCCUCGGCAAGGAGGCCAAGAAGAUCAUGGACGCCGGCGGUCUUGUCAGCGACGACAUUGUCAUUGGCAUGAUCAAGGCCGAGCUCGAGACCAACAAGGAGUGCAAGGGCGGAUUCAUCCUCGACGGCUUCCCGCGCACGAUCCCCCAGGCCGAGGCCCUCGACAAGAUGUUGGCCGAGAAGAAGUCGCCGCUGCAGCACGCCGUCGAGCUGCAGAUCGACGACGCCCUGCUGGUCGCCCGCAUCACCGGCCGCCUCAUCCACCCGGCCUCGGGCCGCUCCUACCACUCGACCUUCAACCCGCCCAAGGAGCACAUGAAGGACGACGUGACCGGCGAGCCCCUGGUCCAGCGCUCCGACGACAACGCCGACGCCCUCAAGAAGCGCCUCGUCACCUACCACGCCCAGACCAGCCCCGUCGUCGGCUACUACAAGAACACGGGCAUCUGGAAGGGCAUCGACGCCAGCCAGGAGCCCGGCACGGUCUGGAAGAGCCUGCUGAACAUCUUCGACGCCGACAAGAAGAAGAGCACCAUCCUCAGCAAGCUGACCGGCAACUAG
Messenger RNA from Neoarthrinium moseri, 804 nucleotides. RefSeq lists its product as uncharacterized. Bases 1 to 804 code for a protein of 267 amino acids. The record is from RefSeq and is a predicted model, not a curated record. Gene Ontology annotation, molecular function: AMP kinase activity; ATP binding. Gene Ontology annotation, biological process: ADP biosynthetic process. The transcript is spliced from 4 exons. Gene Ontology annotation, cellular component: mitochondrion; cytoplasm. Lineage: Eukaryota; Fungi; Ascomycota; Sordariomycetes; Amphisphaeriales; Apiosporaceae.